AUGUUGUCCAGUGUUUCCAAGCUGUCAAGGACGAUGGUGCGCGACAGGGUGAAAGUCAUAUUAUCAAGGACCCUACAGACGGGUUCUGCUGCGUCAUCACCAACCAUCCCCAAAGAGCUGCCUCCCAAAGACAUGAGGCCCCUCUAUUUAGAUGCCCAGGCAACAACACCUUUGGACCCACGUGUCCUAGACAAGAUGAUGCCCUACCUGGUCGGCCAGUAUGGAAAUCCCCACUCCAGGACCCACGCCUAUGGCUGGGAGAGUGAGGCAGCGGUGGAACUUGCUCGCAAGCAAGUUGCACAUCUCGUUGGUGCCGACCCCAGGGAGAUCAUCUUCACAAGUGGAGCUACAGAAUCCAACAACAUCAGCAUCAAGGGUGUGGCCAGGUUUUACAAGAGCAAGAAAAAUCACAUCAUCACCACACAGACGGAGCACAAGUGUGUCUUGGAUUCCUGUCGGUCACUGGAGUCUGAGGGCUUUGAUGUGACAUACCUACCUGUGCUGCAUAACGGAAUCAUUGACUUGAAGGAGCUAGAGAGCAGUAUUCGCCCAGAGACAGUUCUUGUUUCUGUCAUGACCGUCAAUAAUGAGAUUGGUGUCCGACAGCCCAUUGAGGAAAUCGGAGCGCUGUGCCAUUCAAAGAAAGUUUUCUUCCACACGGACGCAGCUCAGGCGGUCGGCAAAAUCCCCCUGGAUGUCAACAGCAUGAACAUUGACCUGAUGUCCAUCAGCGGACACAAAAUUUAUGGCCCUAAGGGUGUAGGGGCCCUCUAUGUUCGCAGACGGCCCCGCGUGCGACUAGAAGCUUUACAGAGUGGUGGGGGUCAAGAGCGGGGCAUGAGAAGCGGCACAGUACCCACCCCUUUAGUUGUUGGCAUCGGGUCCGCUUGUGAACUUGCAGAAGAGGAAAUGGCU
Messenger RNA from Candidula unifasciata, 915 nucleotides. The record is from the annotation of a GenBank genome assembly. NCBI's taxonomy places the organism in Eukaryota, Metazoa, Mollusca, Gastropoda, Stylommatophora, Geomitridae.